AUGUACGGCACAUCAACCGGUCCUCAGACCGGCAUCAAUACCCCUCGAUCCUCGCAAUCGCUCCGCCCUCUUAUCCUCUCACAUGGCUCCCUCGAAUUUUCUUUCCUCGUGCCAACCUCCCUCCAUUUCCAUGCCUCUCAGUUAAAAGACGCCUUGACGGCCUCAUUACCCGAACCCACAGAUGAAUUGGCCCUGGAUGACGAACCAUCCUCCGUCGCCGAGCUGGUCGCUCGCUAUAUCGGCUAUGUGGCCAGUGAGGUCGAGGAAGGCGAAGACGAUGCCCAGGGAAGCUACUUGGAGGUUUUGAAGCUUGUCCUUAAUGAGUUUGAGCGGGCUUUCAUGCGCGGAAAUGAUGUCCACGCUGUCGCGGCCGCCUUGCCAGGCAUCGUCUCCAAGAAGAACCAUGUUGUUGAGGCCUAUUAUGCCGGACGAGCUGCUGCAGGUCGCCCAACCAAGCCUUAUGAUUCGGCGCUCUUCCGCGCUGCUUCUGAGGAAGCUGCCGGCAUCUACACUGUCUUUGGUGGUCAGGGCAAUAUUGAGGAGUACUUCGAUGAACUCCGCGCAGUGUACAACACCUAUUCCACGUUUGUCGAGGAGCUUAUCGUUUCCUCUGCAGAGCUCCUGCAGUCUCUCUCACGAGAGCCUGAGGCGAGCAAGCUCUACCCGAAGGGGUUGGAUAUCAUGCAGUGGCUUCAGGAUCGGGAUUCUCAGCCAGACACCGAUUAUCUUGUCUCCGCCCCCGUCAGUCUGCCCCUCAUUGGUUUAGUGCAACUGGCUCACUACAUGGUUACCUGCAAGGUUCUGGGGCGCCAACCAGGUGAUCUGCUUGAGCGUAUUCGGGGAACUACUGGCCACUCACAGGGCGUGGUGACCGCUGCUGCCAUUGCCACUGCCACCAGCUGGGAGUCAUUCGGCCAAUCGGUAAAGAAUGCUCUGACCAUGCUUUUCUGGAUUGGUUUGCGAAGCCAGCAAGCUUAUCCUCGUACAUCUCUUGCUCCUUCCGUACUUCAAGAUUCCGUUGAACAUGGUGAAGGGGUACCGACCCCUAUGCUCUCUAUCCGUGAUCUCUCUCGGGCUGCAGUUCAGGGGCAUAUCGACGCAACUAACCAGCACUUACCCGAAGACCGCCACAUUGCCAUCUCUCUGGUGAACAGUGCGCGUAACUUUGUGGUGACUGGUCCCCCCAUUUCUCUCUACGGUUUGAACGUUCGUCUCCGCAAGGUCAAGGCCCCGACUGGACUAGACCAGAACCGAAUUCCCUUCACACAGCGUAAGAUUCGCUUUGUCAACCGAUUCCUUCCAAUCACCGCUCCUUUCCACAGCCAGUACCUCACCUCUGCGUAUGACCGCAUCCUCGACGACUUGGAAGAUAUUGAGAUUCCUGCCUCGUCCUUCUCUAUCGCCGUGUUCGACACCAAGAGUGGUGAAGACCUUCGUCAGUUGGGUGCCAAGAAUGCCGUUCCAUCCUUGGUCCGCAUGAUCACUCACGAUCCCGUCAACUGGGAGCAAGCUACAGUUUUCCCUGGUGCUACCCACAUAAUAGAUUUCGGCCCCGGUGGAAUCUCUGGUCUAGGUGUUCUCACCAACCGCAACAAAGAUGGUACUGGCGUUCGAGUCAUAUUAGCUGGGGAGAUGGACGGUACCAAUGCCGAAGUGGGCUACAAACCUGAGCUGUUUGACCGUGACGAACACUCUGUCAAGUACGCUGUGGACUGGGUAAAGGAACAUGGACCCCGGUUGAUUCAGACCUCUACCGGUGAGACUUACGUUGACACCAAGCUGAGCCGUCUUCUGGGUAUCCCUCCUGUGAUGGUGGCUGCAAUGACCCCCACUACCGUUCCUUGGGAUUUUGUGGUCGCUACAAUGAACGCGGGAUAUCACAUUGAGUUGGCCGGUGGUGGUUACUACAACGCCAAGACUAUGACCGAAGCCGUCACUAAGAUCGAAAAGGCUAUCCCACCUGGCCGUGGAAUCACUGUCAACCUGAUCUAUGUCAAUCCUCGUGCUAUGGGCUGGCAGAUCCCUCUUAUCGGCCGCCUUCGGGCCGAUGGUGUGCCUAUUGAGGGUCUCUCUAUUGGUGCAGGUGUGCCUUCCAUUGAAGUCGCCAAUGAAUACAUUCAGACCCUAGGCCUCCGUCACAUUGCCUUCAAGCCUGGAUCCGCCGAUGCUAUUCAACAAGUGAUCAAUAUCGCCAAGGCCAACCCUAAGUUCCCUGUUAUUCUUCAGUGGACUGGCGGCCGAGGUGGUGGUCACCAUUCCUUCGAGGACUUCCAUCAACCUAUCCUUCAGAUGUAUGGUCGCUUGCGCAAGCAAGAGAACAUUGUUCUUGUGGCCGGCAGUGGUUUCGGCGGGGCUGAGGAUACUUAUCCAUACCUCACUGGUGCUUGGUCUGCUAAGUAUGGAUACCCUGCAAUGCCCUUUGAUGGAUGUAUGUUCGGUAGCCGUAUGAUGGUCGCCAAGGAAGCACACACUUCAAAGAACGCCAAGCAGGCUAUCGUUGAUGCCCCAGGUGUCGGCGAUUCUGAGUGGGAGAAGACCUACAAGGGUGCGGCAGGUGGUGUGAUCACUGUCUUGUCUGAAAUGGGUGAGCCUAUCCAUAAGCUCGCAACCCGUGGUGUUCUGUUCUGGCAGGAGAUGGACCAGACGAUCUUCAAGCUCGACAAGGCCAAGCGAGUCCCUGAACUCAAGAAGAAGCGCGACUACAUCAUCAAAAAGCUCAAUGAUGAUUUCCAGAAGGUCUGGUUUGGUCGCAAUGCUGCGGGAGAGACUGUCGAUUUAGAGGAUAUGACUUACAGCGAAGUUGUUCAUCGUAUGGUCGAACUCAUGUAUGUGAAGCACGAGUCUCGAUGGAUUGAUGACUCGUUGAAGCGCCUUACUGGAGACUUCUUGCGUCGUGUUGAGGAGCGUUUCACCACCGCGAAUGGCCAGGCUUCUCUGCUGCAGAACUACUCCGAGUUGAACACCCCUUACCCGGCUAUCGAUAACAUCCUCGCCGCCUACCCCGAGGCUGCGACCCAGCUGAUCAACGCGCAAGACGUUCAGCACUUCCUUCUUCUUUGCCAGCGUCGCGGACAGAAGCCUGUUCCCUUCGUUCCUUCCCUUGAUGAAAACUUCGAGUAUUUCUUCAAGAAGGACUCUCUCUGGCAGAGCGAGGACCUCGAAGCAGUCGUUGGUCAAGAUGUCGGUCGUACCUGUAUUCUGCAAGGUCCUAUGGCUGCUCGUUUCUCUACCUCCAUUGAUGAGCCUGUCAAGGACAUCUUGGAAGGUGUCCACCACGGUCACAUUGCAGGCUUGCUCCGCGAUGUGUACGGUGGCGACAAGACUAAGAUUCCCGUGAUUGAAUACUUUGGAGGCAAACUCAUCGAUACCGAAGACGAGUCGGAGCUGGAAGGCCUCACAAUCUUGGAGGAGGCCAACAAGGUCAGCUUCCGUCUUUCAUCGUCCUCUGCUGACUUGCCGGACUUGGACCGCUGGCUUCGCCUGCUAGCCGGGGACAAGUACUCCUGGCGCCAUGCACUGUUCCAGACUGAGGUCUUUGUACAAGGCCACCGUUUCCAGACAAACCCUCUGAAGCGAAUCGUGGCUCCCACUGCUGGCCUUUUCGUUGAAAUCGCCAACCCCAACGACACUGCCAAGACUGUUGUCAGCGUUCGUGAACCUUACCAGUCUGGAAAGUUGGUGAAGACAGUUGAGGCCAAACUCAAUGAGAAGAAUCAAAUCUGUCUCACUCUGUUUGAAGGCCGAACUGCCGAAGGGGGUGUUGUUCCCUUGACAUUCCUCUUCACUUACCACCCGGAGACUGGAUACGCCCCUAUCCGUGAGGUGAUGGGAGACCGCAAUGACCGCAUCAAGGAGUUCUACUACCGAAUCUGGUUUGGCAACAAGGAUGUGCCCUUUGACACUCCCACCACAGCGAUCUUCAAUGGUGGCCAGAGCACUAUCACUUCCCAAGCCGUCGCAGACUUCGUCCAUGCCGUUGGCAAUACCGGCGAAGCUUUUGUCGACCGUCCUGGAAAGGAGGUUUUUGCUCCCAUGGAUUUCGCCAUUGUAGCUGGCUGGAAGGCCAUUACAAAGCCAAUCUUCCCUCGCACUAUCGACGGUGACUUGCUGAAGCUUGUUCACUUGUCAAACGGUUUCAAGAUGGUGCCAGGUGCUCAACCUCUCAAGGUCGGCGAUGUUCUGGAUACCACUGCUCAGAUCAAUGCCGUGAUCAACCAGGAUUCUGGCAAGAUGGUCGAGGUUUGUGGUACUAUCAAGCGUGACGGUAAAGAGAUCAUGCACGUCACUAGUCAAUUCUUGUACCGUGGCGUGUAUACCGACUUUGAGAAUACCUUCCAACGCAAGGAGGAGGUGCCUAUUCAGGUACACCUGGCUACCAGCCGUGACGUUGCUAUCCUUCGCUCUAAGGAAUGGUUCCGCGUGGAUGAGCCUGACUUGGAGCUGCUGGGCCAAACCCUCACCUUCCGUCUACAGAGCUUGAUUCACUUCAAGAACACGGAUGUUUUUAGCAAUGUUCAAACUGUCGGUCAGGUUCAACUCGAGCUGCCUACCAAAGAAGUCAUCCAGGUUGCCUCUGUAGAGUACGAAGCCGGUACUUCCCAUGGCAACCCUGUCAUUGAUUACUUGCAGCGCAACGGUACUUCGAUUGAGCAGCCAGUUUAUUUUGAGAACCCUAUUCCUCUGGGUGGUAAGACGCCUCUGGAACUGCGUGCUCCAGCUUCCAACGAGACCUAUGCUCGUGUCUCUGGUGACUACAACCCCAUCCACGUUUCGCGUGUCUUCUCCAGCUACGCCAACCUUCCCGGCACGAUUACCCAUGGAAUGUACAGCAGUGCUGCUGUGCGUAGCUUCGUGGAGACUUGGGCGGCCGAGAAUAAUAUAGGACGUGUCCGUGGCUUCCAUGUCUCAUUGGUUGGCAUGGUCUUGCCGAAUGAUGUGAUCACUGUCAAGUUGCAGCAUGUUGGCAUGAUUGCCGGUCGCAAAAUCAUCAAGGUCGAGGUCAGCAACAAAGAAACGGAGGACAAGGUGCUCCUUGGUGAGGCAGAGGUUGAACAGCCUGUAACCUCUUACGUCUUCACUGGUCAGGGUUCUCAAGAGCAGGGCAUGGGUAUGGAGCUUUAUGCCAGCAGCCCUGUUGCCAAGGAGGUUUGGGAUCGUGCCGAUCGCCACUUCAUCGAGAACUACGGUCUUUCUAUCAUUGACAUUGUCAAGAACAAUCCUAAGGAGUUGACUGUCUACUUCGGCGGUCCACGUGGCAAGGCCAUUCGCCAGAACUACAUGGCCAUGACCUUCGAAUCAGUCAACCCUGACGGCUCCAUCAAGUCGGAGAAGAUUUUCAAGGAGGUUGAUGAGACCACUGCCUCGUACACAUAUCGCUCCCCCACGGGUCUAUUGUCAGCAACACAGUUCACCCAGCCUGCUUUGACUCUAAUGGAGAAGGCUAGCUUCGAGGACAUGUCUUCCAAGGGCCUAGUCCAACGUGCCAGUAGCUUCGCUGGUCACUCUCUUGGUGAAUACUCUGCCCUGGCUGCUUUGGCCGAUGUUAUGCCUAUUGAGAGCUUGGUCUCUGUCGUGUUCUAUCGUGGCCUGACCAUGCAGGUCGCUGUCGAGCGUGACGAGCAAGGUCGUUCAAACUACUCCAUGUCCGCCGUCAACCCUAGCCGUAUCUCCAAGACCUUCAACGAGCAGGCCCUACAGUAUGUCGUGGAAAACAUUGCUGAGGAGACUGGCUGGCUACUGGAGAUUGUCAACUACAACGUGGCCAACAUGCAAUAUGUUGCUGCUGGUGACAACCGUGCUCUUGACUGCCUUACCAACCUGCUGAACUACCUCAAGGCUCAGAACAUUGACAUUCCCGCUCUCAUGCAGAGCAUGUCACUUGAGGAUGUCAAGGCUCACCUUGUGACCAUGAUCAAGGAGUGUGCGAAGCAGACCGAAGCCAAGCCUAAGCCUAUCGAACUCGAGCGUGGCUUUGCGACAAUCCCACUCAAGGGUAUCGACGUGCCGUUCCACAGCACUUUCCUGCGCUCUGGUGUCAAGCCUUUCCGGUCCUUUUUGCUGAAGAAGAUCAACAAGACCACCAUCGACCCCAGCAAGCUGAUCGACAAGUAUAUUCCCAACGUCACGGCUCGUCCCUUCCAGAUAACGAAGGAAUACUUCGAGGAUGUGUACCGGUUGACUAAUUCCCCCCCGCAUUGCCUCCAUCCUGGCCAACUGGGACAAGUAUGA
This is a messenger RNA of Penicillium chermesinum, 6228 nucleotides long. RefSeq names its product tetrafunctional fatty acid synthase subunit FAS1. The transcript has 2 exons. The coding region runs from base 1 to 6228 and encodes 2075 amino acids. NCBI's taxonomy places the organism in Eukaryota, Fungi, Ascomycota, Eurotiomycetes, Eurotiales, Aspergillaceae. Gene Ontology annotation, molecular function: enoyl-[acyl-carrier-protein] reductase (NADH) activity; fatty acid synthase activity; [acyl-carrier-protein] S-malonyltransferase activity. Gene Ontology annotation, cellular component: fatty acid synthase complex. The record is from RefSeq and is a predicted model, not a curated record. Gene Ontology annotation, biological process: long-chain fatty acid biosynthetic process.